GUGGCUGCUUGCGGUAGUAUAAGUGGAUUUUGUUCCUUAGCCACCUGGAUAAGCGACAGCCGGUUAAGGUCUUAUUUCGUGAGUCAGAUUGCAGAUCUCCAAUCAGCAUGAGGCCUAGCCAGGUUAUCAUACCAAUAACAGCAGCUGCUGCAUCAGCUGUUGUAGGCUUUACAUUCGGAAGGCGUGUGGGCGGCGUCAACCUAAAGGGACAACUCAAUGGAAACGACAAGCUACUGUCUCGCCAGGAGCGCUGCUUCGCCACUGCGCUCAUCCAGAUGGGGUACGGCCACCUGUUCCGUCACUGGCCGCCACCCGGUGUACGGGAUGGGGAGAAAAGGCGGCUGUUGGCGGCGGCGGCUCAGCGGCUGGAAGGCGUGACGGCCGCCGUGGAGGCAGAGCGCCUAGCCGCCCUAGCGCCUCCCACUGCCCCCCAGCGACCCAAGCUGCUCCAGACCCACGGUGACGACCGGGAGGACAAGUACUAUUGGCUGCGAGACGAUGCGCGUAAGGAUACUGCCGUACUGUCGUACCUCAAAGCCGAGAAUGAGUACACGAAAGGUGUCAUGGCAGACACGGAGAAGCUGCAGGAGGCGCUGUACAAGGAGAUGCGGGCUCGGAUUAAAGAGGACGACCGGCAGGUGCCGAGCAGGCACCACGGCUACUUUUAUUACACUCGACAGGAGACGGGUCAGCAGUACGGCAUUAACUGCCGAAGACGUGUGCCGGCUGCCAUGGUGUCGUGUGGGCCCUCGGAGACCGAUGACGUGGAUGAGAGCGAGCCGGAGCAGGUUCUACUGGAUCAGAAUCAGCGCAAGUCCCAACUUGGUGUGGAGUAUUACUCUGUGGGCGGCGCUGAUGUGUCCCCCGAUCAGCGGUUGUAUGCCUGGGCGGAGGAUACCGUGGGAGGGGAGAAAUACACACUGCGUGUCAAGGAGCUGUCCACAGGUGCAGAGCUAACCAAGCCCAUUCCCGGCAUGAGCGGCGACUUCGAGUGGGCCGCCGACAGUGCCACCCUCUUUUACGUCGUCAAGGACCAUCUUGAUAGGCCGUACAAGGUACGACAGUACGACGGCGGUGCUGAUGUGGUGGUGUACGAGGAGACGGACGAGGCCUUCUACGUGCACGUGUACAAGGGCCGCUCGGAGCGAGUCAUCUACAUCUCCUCAAUUCACCCAUCCUGCAAUUUCCAUGGGCAUCUUUUCUUUUGUCGCCUGUCCAGCCAACUGUUUGCCCUCAUCCCCGCCCGUCUACCUCUGCCGUACAAAACUGCCGUACAGGAUACGGAGUACAGCGUUACGGAUCGUGGUGAUUGGCUUUACAUGACGGUUCGUGACAAGUCCCGACCAAACAGCGAGCUGUUGGUGGCUCCGUUGCAUAACCCGGCAGCAGGAGAGGUCCUCAUCCCCCAUAGUCGGGAUGUGAAGCUGGAUGGGGUGUCAAUGGGGGAGCGCUACGUGGUGGUUUCGGAGCGGAGCGGUGGCCUGCAGCGCGCGCGUGUGUACGAGCUGCCGGAGAAGCUGGGGCGGCCCGUGGGUCAUUUGGUUGGCGGGGAGGAGAUCAAGUUUGAGGAGCCCGCAUACAGCUUGGGCGCUUACCUGACCGGCGAUUUCAACUCGCCAAUUGUACGGAUGUCGUACACAAGUCUUACGACGCCUUCCACCAUCAUUGACAUGCACGUUGGCACAGGCAAGCGCUGCGUGAAGAAGGUGGCACCGGUACUGGGCGGCUUCGACCAGUCGCGUUACGUGACGGAGAGGCUGUGGGCCACAGCCCCCGACGGUGUAAAGGUGCCCAUCAGUUUGGUGUAUCGCACAGGUCUGGUUAAGCUGGAUGGAAGUGAUCCCCUUUUGUUGAACGGGUAUGGAUCGUACGAGAUUUCCAAUGACCCGUACUUCUCUAGCUCCCGGCUUUCGUUGCUGGACCGGGGAUUCAUUUUCGCCAUCGCCCACAUCCGCGGUGGGGGAGAGAUGGGCCGCUAUUGGUACGAGGACGGCAAGCUGCAGAAGAAGACCAACACCUUCACGGACUUCAUUACAGCAGCGGAACAUCUGGUUUUGGAGCGGCGGCUGGUGGCCCCUUCCCGGCUGUGCAUCGAGGGUCGCUCCGCAGGCGGCAUGUUGAUGGGGGCGGUGCUGAACAUGCGACCUGACCUCUUCCAUGCAGCCAUAAUCGGUGUUGGUUUUGUGGACUGCCUAACCACCAUGCUGGAUGAGACUAUCCCCCUGACCAUUAUCGAGCGUGAGGAGUGGGGAGAUCCAGCGGCAGACCCUGCUGUGUAUGCCUACAUGAAGACGUACUCCCCGGUAGACAAUGUGAAGAAGCAGGCCUACCCGCACAUCCUGGCUGUGGCUGGGCUUCAUGACCCACGGGUAGGCUACUGGGAGCCUGCCAAGUUUGUGGCCAAGCUACGGGAGCACAAGACGGACUCCAAUUUGCUACUGCUCAAGACGGAGAUGGGUGCAGGGCACUUUAGCGUGACAGGGCGCUUCGAGAAGCUGAAGGAGGUUGCCUUCGAGUACGCCUUCCUGCUCAAGACGCUUGGCCUGCUGGAUGUACCACUGGCGGGAUCAUCAGAGCCAGGGGCAGUGGCGUCACCAGCUGGCGGUGAUAAGCUGGAGUAAUGUGGAGGGUGCCAAAGAGCAGGUGGUUAGGUGGUUAGGAGAUGUACAGUCAGCUAGCAGUCUAAAUAGAUAGCUUGGGUCCCGAAUAGGAAAGCACAAAAUAAAAGGAGGGCAUGAAUCCUGCCUGCUCUACAUUACACGAGUGAGGAGCAACAAUAUUGCAGUACUCUGGUUGCAAAAUCACUAGUGAUGCACGCAGGUCGGUAGGAGCGGUGCAGGUGGUACUGAUACUAAGAGUGGAAUGCAUGUGAGCGAGCGACUUGCCAAUGGACAAAAUAUAAUGAUUGUCAGGCGG
Volvox carteri f. nagariensis is the source of this 2916-nucleotide messenger RNA. RefSeq lists its product as uncharacterized. Gene Ontology annotation, biological process: proteolysis. NCBI's taxonomy places the organism in Eukaryota, Viridiplantae, Chlorophyta, Chlorophyceae, Chlamydomonadales, Volvocaceae. The transcript has 22 exons. Gene Ontology annotation, molecular function: serine-type endopeptidase activity. The coding region runs from base 108 to 2621 and encodes 837 amino acids. The record is from RefSeq and is a predicted model, not a curated record.